AUUCGAUGCGUUAGAACGUGCUCUGUGCUCAUACACGCACCAAUACAUCAAAGAGUAGCUUAGUCGUUGCAUUACGGAAUAUUAAAUUAGUCGUGUGUAGUAUGAAAGUACAACUGCCACAUUGCCUUAUAAAAUAUGGGAGAUAAAGAGCAUCAUGUGCACUUCAGUGGGGGAAGUAGCCUCGGAAAAGACAACAAUAUUAUGGUACAACCGCAACGACAUGGACAGAUAGACGCUCAUCUCGGAUUUUUACAACUUUAUCACAGAUAUCACGUGGAAUUCUCAAUUCCUUGGAACUUGUGUACACACAGAGAGCGAAGAAGUUCCGCACCAGCAGUGGUCACGGGACCUCAUAAUCCCAAUUGCCAUGUUUUAGACAUGAUACAUGAAAAGGAAGGCCUAAAGUUAAAAAUAGAACUGCUAGCAUAUAAGGAGAAAAUCUUGAAGGAAGAGGUGCAAAUAAUGUGCUGCAAGAAUGGAACACCAUUGAAAAUCCAGUUGAAUACACGCGUCUUGGGAAAAGAUAAAGGCAGACCAUUGCUGAGGAAUGGGAUACGCAGUAUCGGCGUGGAGCAAUCAAACGAAGAUGAGGUGCUGGGUACGAAAUUGAGGGCAUCUUUGAGCAUGCAAAACCAACAGAGUCUCUGAAGAAUAUUCUCAGAUUGGGACACACCAAGGAGCGUAUGUAUCUAUUCGAAGACGUAUGUAAUGUAACAGGGGAUAAAAUUUGAUGACGAGAACAUUCCUUAUUUCGAACUUUAAUCGUGCACUGGAUCGCGUUGCAAUGAAUUUAGUUGUUGCGGUUAGUUAUUAAUGAUCGUUGUUUCAAUUGUAAAGAAAUCACAUGUACACUGUGUUCAAUCUCAAGCAUAGCAUAAAAAAUGUCUGUCGAGAUCAAUUUAACCACACAGUAUUUUAAGCUGCACGAUGAAACUUUCGAAAUAUGCGAUGUUCAGCGAAAAUGAAAGAACUUCUCUUCGAAUUUAUUAUAAUCGGUCUGACUGUACAGAUCUGUAUCACAACCGCGAGACUUUUUUCCCUUUCUGCGUCGAGGAUUAUUAUAACGAUAAUUUCGACGCAAAAAAAAAAAAAAAAGAUAAAGUGUUCCUUUAAUCGGCCUUUCUUUAGAGGAUCACAUCGAGAUAUGUGUAAUUAUAAGUUAUCGCUAAGUACCGCAUUUGCCUACUGUUCCUUCUCAAACGAAUACGUAUCACACAAUGCCUACAUAUAUAUAAAAAUCUAUUACAUCUUUUAAUAUCUAUCGACGAUCUAUCCGUAAUAACAAAAUUGUAUUUUAUUAUCGUUUUACAUGGAGCAUAGAUUUUAACCGAUAAGGAUAUAUCACUAAUCAAAAGCUGUUCGCGAUGAAUGACGAUGCUGUUUUCUAAUUCCUUGCUAAGUUGAUACGAAUUAUUAAAAUGGACGAUUUGAAUGGAA
Frieseomelitta varia is the source of this 1437-nucleotide messenger RNA. Its product is annotated as UPF0687 protein C20orf27 homolog. The coding region runs from base 136 to 648 and encodes 170 amino acids. NCBI's taxonomy places the organism in Eukaryota, Metazoa, Arthropoda, Insecta, Hymenoptera, Apidae. The transcript is spliced from 5 exons. The record is from RefSeq and is a predicted model, not a curated record.